AUGAAACCAGAAACUUUAGUUAUGAAAAUAAUAGAAGCUAUGGAAACGAAUUCGCCGACUCUAAUAACUUACAACGCUGCAGCUGGUGCAGCUACUGGAGGAAUAUCUGCCGCAGUCAAAGCUGCCAACGCAAAUAAAGCAGCUGCAGUAAAAGAAGCUGAAGAACGUAGACACAAUUUGGUAAUGGAAAGAGAAGCAGCUAAAGCACGAGGAGGUUCGGGAGUAGGAGAUAUUUUAGGGACGGUGAAAGAAUUCGGACAAAGAUUUGGCGAAGAAGCCAAGAAAACCGUUAAAGAGGGAUUAAGCAAAUUAAUAGAUAAUAUCGACACCGGAGAAAUGAAGGUCAAACACAAGGGCAACGCCAAAUUUUUUAAAAACAUACGUUCGGGCGAGGGAAUCUUUCUUUCAAAGUAUAAAGGCAACGGCGUGAUUUUUGUUAGGACAGUAGAUGAUGUAAAAAGUCUUUUUUCAAACCCUAGCCCAGAAUUACCAAAAAGCAUUUCACCAAUCAUUGAUGAAGCGGGUUUGUUGUUCAAUGGUUUUAGAAUAAGAUUUAGGGCAAAUACCCCCGAAUUUAUAAUCGAUACAAAAGAUUACAUAUACACAUUAACGAGAGGAUUAAUAGAUUUAAUGAAUGGCGAGGACGUUGAAAUUGCCGAUUACAAGGAUUUAGCAGCAUACUCAAAAUUUCUACAUGCGAUCAGAAAGACAGGGCCCGAAACAAGAAGAUCGAAAGAAGUUAAACUAUAUAUAAGAGUAAUUGAACAUGAUGAAGACGAUGAAGAUGAUUAUGCAGAAGAUUAUCCACAAAUCACAAAAGAUAUAGACGAAUUCGAAAAUAUGGUGACAUCUGGACAAGGUAUAACGUUUUUAUCCGACAACAAUAAAGAAUUGCUUAAUAGAUUAAAAAUAAUAUUAGCGGCCAUGAAGGAAGGUCAUCGAUCGGGCAGACAAUACAACGAAGUCAAUGGCAUAUUAAAACGACUUUUGGAGAAAAAAAUCAUCACUAAAAAAGACUAUAUAAACGUCAUUACAAAUGUCCAAUAA
Messenger RNA from Lottia gigantea (owl limpet), 1047 nucleotides. RefSeq lists its product as hypothetical. The record is from RefSeq and is a predicted model, not a curated record. Bases 1 to 1047 code for a protein of 348 amino acids. The transcript has 3 exons. Lineage: Eukaryota; Metazoa; Mollusca; Gastropoda; Lottiidae.